AUGCUGAGCUACUUUGAUGGGUUGGUGGUAGGCAUUUACGCGGGGAAGUCAUUGGCCUCAGAUACCAUCUCGUCCAUGAUUGACCAUCUGUCUGAUCGGCACAGAGAGCUGAGCAAUGCUACUGCCAGUAUGCUAGUACAGAUUUGUGGCCAGGAAAGUGACAUGGAUCAUACAGCUGGUGUGGCAAUAGCAUUGGAAACCGACAUUGACUAUGUUCAAUCCGCGUUGCUGUCAUGGAAUCAGGGAGAGUGUGCCAUCAAACCCAAAGCGGCAGACGACCGAUCCACUUCCCAAGACAUCAUCGUCCAUCAAGUGCCUCUUCCAGCCGCUGUUAGCUCAGUGGCCAAGGACUUUACGGACUUGAAGCUUUCAUCCAAGAGAUUGGAAGGAUUCACAAACACCGUCGAACUUUUAGAUACUCCGGCGAAUGCGAAGUAUUGCACCAAGCACCAAAUUGCCCCCGGCGAGUCAUGCGCUUCGAUAGCAAAAGCAUGCAAGAUCUCAGUCGCUGAUUUUCUCAACAAACCACUCCCUGAAGACAAUGGUGACUGCUUUACACACACCAUAAAGGCAGGCGACGACUGUUCAGUCAUUGGUCUGCCUUGGAACCUCACACCAAACGACAUAGAAGGGUUCAACAACAAGAUAACCUGGGGUUGGAGAGGCUGCCCCAACUUAACCAUUGGUCUCAAAAUCUGUUUGAGCAAAGGCUCGCCACCGAUGCCAGCCCCCGUCAGCAACGCCGUCUGUGGCCCCCAAAAGCCCGGAACCGUCAGUCCAGGGCCAGUCACAGAUGCUUCUGCCCUGGCUUGGCUCAAUCCAUGCCCUCUCAACUCUUGUUGUAACGUUUGGGGUCAAUGUGGAAUCGAUUCUCUCUUUUGCAACAAAGCAGACGGGCCGACGGGAAAUCCUGGAACCGCACCGCCUGACUCGAAUGGAUGCAUCUCAAACUGCGGCACCGACAUUGUAAACAACGACAACCCCCCCUCGGGCGGAUUUCAACGCAUUGGCUAUUAUGAAGCAUUCAACUGGGAGCGCUCAUGCUUGCAUAUGAGGUCCAAGAUGGCAAACACGCAAAAAUACACUCAUAUGCAUUGGGCGUUUGGAGACGUCAAAAGCUUGAAGGACGUCAAAAAGAUUGUUUCGUUUGGCGGCUGGGGGUUUUCAGCCGGAGUUGCAUCAUAUGAAGUGCUCCGCAAAGCUAUGUCUCCCGAGAGCCGAGAUCGCUUCGUUUCAAACAUUGUUUCUUUUGUAAAAGAAGCAAACAUCGAUGGCAUAGAUCUUGGUUGGGAAUACCCUGGCGCACCUGAUAUACCUGGUAUUCCAGCAGGCUUACCAAGCGAUACCCGCAACUAUCUCGAUACACUGCGCGCAUUGCGAAAAGCGUUGCCAGCCAAAUAUUCUGUGUCCAUUGCUGUCCCUGCCUCGUACUGGUAUCUCAGGCCUUUUCCGAUCCAAGAGAUGUCCCAAAUGGUGGAUUACAUCGUAUACAUGGCAUACGAUCUUCACGGUCAAUAG
Molecule: messenger RNA, 1518 nt
Organism: Trichoderma breve
Lineage: Eukaryota; Fungi; Ascomycota; Sordariomycetes; Hypocreales; Hypocreaceae
Product: glycosyl hydrolases family 18 domain-containing protein
Exons: 5
Coding region: 1-1518 (505 amino acids)
Biological process (GO): carbohydrate metabolic process
Molecular function (GO): chitin binding
Source: RefSeq, a predicted model, not a curated record